GCGCAGCUUUCGAUGAUUUAAGGAUACCUUCUCACGCGGUUUUCUCAGUUCAGCCUGCCGGUCUGCUGCAUGGCAACAGGCGGAGAGGGAUUCCCCCCGUUUUUGUCGCCUCUCUGUCUUCCCGUUCAAAAAUCGCUUCAGCGUUUAAACAAACCAAGUCAGCCUGUCUGCUUCCAGCCGGCGCGCCCAUCAUCAGCAUGUACUGGAAUAUAGAAUAACGCGCGACGCGGAGCAGAAACUUUAAACCCGGGGGAUAUUUAACCAAAAAGAAAAAAAACAGUUAAGACAAACCGAGGAUCCGCCGCAAGGACACAUCACAUAAAGAUUCUCAUUGAUGAGGCAGCCUCCAAAUGACGUCGAGAUGGCUUUAAGUGGAACCCUUUUACCAUCCAUAUCCACGUUCGCCAGCGGCCCCAGUGUGAAGAGUAAAUCCAUAGGAAGCGCCAGUUUAAGAUGGAAGGAGGAGUUGUCCCUUCUUAAGAGACCCAGUGUGCCAACCGGAAGCAGCUGUUCUGACCCAGACCAUCCCACUGCCACCAGCACAACAAACCCCAGCAUGUCCAAAAAACACACGGAGCCUGACCUGGACUUGGACUACGACUUCAUUCUCUCUAACUCCAUCCUACAGCAGCAACAGCAACAGCAACAGCAGCAACAGCAACAACAACAACAACAGCAGGAGGAGACCAUGGCGUGCAGCGCUGCCCAGGCCAUGUCUCCUUCCCCAGGCUCUUUCUCCUCAUCUUACCCUCUCCCCUCCCCUCAGGGCACUGCCAGCGAGCUUCUCUAUACGAUUCCAGAUAUCAGUGAUGUCUCGCCCUCUGGAGGCUUUGUGGCAGAGCUCAUGAGACCCGAGUUGGACCCAGCAUACCUUCACCCCACCAGCCUGCACGGCAAGUUCGUGGUAAAGACAACAAUGGACAUGGGAGAAUACAGCCAAGGCGUGAGCGUAAGCAAGGCCUGUGUUAAUGCUGCGUCAGACCCAACUCCCUCACGCGCCUCACCUUCCUUUACAUGCCACAGGAUAAAGCAGGAGAACCCCAGUAACUGCACCAUAUCGCAGCCCAUCGACCUACACCUGGCUGGGGUGAACUCCCAGGGCCGAGGAAGCCAGCAGCAGCGCCCCAGCCACUUAGACCUACAUGGCUUCCCUGGUGGAGGGAGAUCCAUGACAGGUGGCAGGUUAUCAUCGUCCUCCUCCCUCUCCCCAGACCAUCCCCUGAGCCGGGAGCAUCAGGUCCUGGGGCAUCCCCACUCUCAGAUCACUCUACCUCCCCAGGGAUACCACCAUAGCUCCCCGCAGAGCUACACCUCCUACCCUCAGCCAUCCUCCAUGCAGUACCAAGAGCCCCUCAUGAUCUCCAGUGGGGACUGCUUGCCGGAGGAACAGAAGCCUAAACGUGGUCGGCGCUCCUGGCCAAGGAAGAGAGUUGCCACACACACGUGUGACUAUGUCGGCUGUGGGAAAACCUACACAAAGAGCUCCCACCUCAAAGCACAUCACCGCACGCACACAGGGGAGAAGCCUUACCACUGCGACUGGGAGGGCUGUGGUUGGAAGUUUGCACGUUCAGACGAGCUCACACGCCACUACAGGAAACACACAGGCCACCGGCCAUUUCAGUGUCAGAAAUGCGACCGGGCCUUUUCAAGGUCAGACCACCUUGCUCUCCAUAUGAAGAGACACUUAUGAAACUUGGAUGGCGAUGGAAUGAAGGCUCCAGAAAGGACAAAAAAAAAUCAUCAGCAGAACCCUAAACAAACUUGUGACCUACACUUUUUAAAACCAUAAUUUGCCUUCUGGCCAUGCCAAGCAACAAGACAAGCUGUGGUGUUCACGGCAAAAAGAGCAUUACUCCCUCAAGAGCCUAGAUUUUCUCUCGAGGCCGAUCCCGUCUUUGCACGUUGUGCAGGUGACUUGACAAGACCUCUCAGUCAGGGUUGUAAACUUUUAUGAAAGGGACCAAACUGGAAUUUGUCUUAUUUAACCGACAAAACUUGGAGGACCAGGUGCCAACAGCUUUUAACUGGAAAUGUAUUUCUGUCAGGGAAACCAGGAGCAACAGACAAACAUCUCCAGAGGCCUUCUACCAGCAACACGACAAUAUAGGCUCUGAUAACAACUACACACUGUCCAAAAUACUGUAUUAAUAAAUACAUCUGUAUUUAUAUACACAUUUCACCUGCAAUGCCAUUAAUUUCAGGUACAAUGUUAAUUUAUACAGAACGGUGCUCAGUGACUCUGAAGAAGGUUUUUUUUGUUUGUUUUAAAAGAAAAGGUACCAAAGAUUAAGGAAAAUAUACAAAAAGGUGAUGAUGACUAUGAAAGUGCCAUAUGGUUGUUGCGCGUUUCUUAGAAACCUCUCUUCCACAAUUGGACUUAAAUCAGGUGAACACUUAUAAAUGGUGAUGGCAAUCUUCAAUGCACUGCAGCUGCAAAGUGCAAUAAUUUAUAUGAGACAUUCAUAUUUUUGUAUUGAAUGAGUGAACUCUGAACAAAGUUUUUUUGUUUAUAGCCAAAAUGUAAUAUAAUCUUGAAUUUUGUACAUUUGUGAAUAAAAACGCUUUGUUAUUGUUUUGUAUUUUACAGUAUAAUAAAAUGUAUUUGAAAUAAGAGAAUUUAUGCUCUUUUACCAUAUCUACAUCAUUUCCUCAAAGGACACAUUGACACCACACGAUGAGUCGCAUAAAAAAUUACAUGCGUGUUAACCCGAGUUUCCUUGAAUAUCAGCAGUGCCAGUAAUUGUAGAUUUCCCUGAUAGUGUAACGGAGAAGGACGUUUAAAUGGCAGCAAUAGCUCACAGUCAGCUCACACAUAAUAUCCCCCCUGACAAUAGUGGGAUCGCCGCAGGCGAGCUAACACAAUGUUGUAGUUAAAAAAGAUCUUCAAAAAAAAAUCCACUCCUACAAUGUCCUGUUUCCAUGGGGUUCUCUUUCCACCUGUCAGUGGGAAGAAUGGGGAGGACAACCGAGUUACUGGCUGACAUUCAAGGGUGACACCAAAUCUGACUGCCACUCUGAGCUGGAACUCUCAGGUGCACAAUGGGAAUAAAACCCAUAAAGAUGCUACAGUGAGAUAGUGUCUUGAUAUGUUUCUUCUCUGUGAUUAAGCAUUAUUCUAUGUGGUGUGUGUGUGUGUAUGUAUGUAAUGUAUCCAUGUGUUUUUUUUUUUUUUUUACAAAGUUACAGGACAAUAUUUUCAAACUAAAACAACAUGCACAGAAUCCUGGUGUUUGAACACUAAAAAGAGUCCCGUAUGAAGUUGAUGUUAAAAGAAAUUCAGAUGUCUUUCCAGCAAAGUUGCUUUAAAAUAUAGAGGUUUAGAGACUGCAGUUUAAUUAAUCAUUUAUUUCUUUUUGAUAAGUAAUAAAGUGUUAAAAUAGAUUUAAAACUAAGUGAACAAUCUCUAAAUGUUAUAUCCAUACAAUUCUACUGUACAAUAUCAUAACGGCCUACAAAAUUUCUUUAAAAAAAAACAAAAAAUGACGUUCUGUGAAUAGCUACAAAUGGUUUAAUCAACACAAAGAGCCUGUUUGAAGUGACACAUUUGUAUUUAGAAGAGAGCCUUAAGGUAUUCUAAUAUGUUGUAUAUCUAAUAUUUUAACUGUGUUUAAAGGUAAAAAAAAAACGUUGUUCUAAUGUACUUGGAGCUGUUUAAUACAAGCAACGUCCAUCUGUUGCUACAUGUACUUCCUACCAGGUAAAAAUACAGUCAGACAUGUCAGUGUCAUUUUGUACUAUACAUGUCACACAUAUUCAGGCUGGUAAAUACAGUUUUGGUGUUGACUUUUGGAAACAUGUUGUGGUCUAUGUUGCCCCCUAUAGGUCUAUUUAAGCACAUUCAGAGCUCUUGUUCAAUUCCUAACUGGACCAUUGUGGGAAAUGCCUUUUAAACAUAAUUCUAUGUUUUGUUGUUUACAGAAUAUAAAAGUGAGUCAGAUGACAUGCAGUUUAACACUAAAUUCACUCUUUGGCGAUGUAUAGUUGCUUUAUUACACUAUUAAUUAAUCAUGUUUACAGUUCAGUGUUUAUUGUAACACAGGUUAAAGUUGUUUGCCUUUUGUGUUGCCCUUCAAGGGGUUUGUUGGGCAUCAGGCAACGUCAGAUUUCCAGGGGUCUGGUGGAGAGAAUAAAGAAGAAUUUUAUCUAAAAAAAGGCAAAUACAUACCGAUAAAUUCAUAAUGUAAUAGAGCAACUGUUCACGUGAAUUUACUAACACGUGAAAGCAUAUUUAGUCGAGUCAUAUUUUUGCAGUCACACUCCAUGCACAUUUCAUUUUAUUUUGAAAACUUUAUUUUUUUCUGGAAAAAUAACAGCCAUUGCAACUAAACCCUACCACAUGUAUGUAAACUAUAUACAUGUUAAAAAGCCUUCAUGAAUGUAUUGCAGUUGGGACUCAUGCCUACAAUCCUGUUGAUUCACAUGCAGAUGAGGGAUAGUAAACAGAAAGAGAACCAGUGCCAUGUUGCUUGUUUGUCAUACACAACUUUAAUUUUUGAAACAGAACAAUAAGUGUGUGAAUACUGUCUUAACUUUCUUAUGUAUCCUGAACUAAACUUACUGACACAUCUUGCCAUUGCAAACCAGAUUUUCCUCAUUAAAAAAAACUAAAGUAUUUUUAAAAAAUCAAUAGCACACAGGUGAUUUCUGAUGCUAAGUUAUUUUACUUUAAUUGUUCCUCCAUUUCAAACUCAUCACAAACAAACAGCCUGUCCUUGUAUACCAGCUGAUCCAGUGUUAUUAAGAAAGGUGAAUGUGGAAGUAGUGAAUAAAACAUUUUUUGGGGGAAAUGUAAAAGUUUUGUUUUUACACAUUUAUUCAAUAUCAGCAAUCAAAAAGUAGAGGAAGAAAUAAGAAAAAAAA
Molecule: messenger RNA, 4863 nt
Organism: Larimichthys crocea (large yellow croaker)
Lineage: Eukaryota; Metazoa; Chordata; Actinopteri; Sciaenidae
Gene: klf4
Product: Kruppel like factor 4
Exons: 5
Coding region: 335-1693 (452 amino acids)
Biological process (GO): regulation of transcription by RNA polymerase II
Molecular function (GO): DNA-binding transcription factor activity, RNA polymerase II-specific; RNA polymerase II cis-regulatory region sequence-specific DNA binding
Source: RefSeq, a predicted model, not a curated record